CCGUAUCACACCCGGAGAAUGUAAACCUAUCUAGUCCACCCAGGCCAGCACAAGAAGCCCGAACGAGAAUAUUGUAACCCGGAAAAACACAAGAGAGAAAGCCCUAUCUUGAAGAUGGCUUUCCACUGGUAAGUUUCCUAUCUGGCAUCCUCAGGUGGAGCUUCUCGUCCCACCCCUGUAAACCAAACACACUCCACUAUAACGCAGCCAAGGCAGCGAACCUCUCUUCUUCAACCAGAAGCAUAGCCCGGAAAAUGUCCGAUCAAGACUCUCUUGCUCAAACUGUGCAUGUGGGCCACACCACUGAUCGUAUGGCCACCAAUUCAGACAGGAGAGGAUGAGGUGCGGCACCUUGCUAACGGUUAAUUAUAGGUGAAUCGGCGCAAAUCCUUAUGGGACUUGAAACUGUUGUUCACGGCCUCAACACUUAUGUCUUCAAUAGUAGCCCCAUAUAUACCAUCGUGAUCAUUCCCGAUGUUUUCGGUUGGCAGUUUAUCAAUACUCGCCUUAUUGCCGACGAGAUUGGUGACAAAACCGGGGCUACUGUAUAUGUUCCUGACUUUAUGAACGGUUUGUCCCAACUCGCCUUUUCCCAAAAGUUUUGCUGUAUAUUGUGUAGCAAGGGUAUCAUAAUAACCUCAUUUCUAACCGGACAACUUUUGCGAGUUAGGUGAUUCCUUUCCCUUGAAGUAUAACAAUUUCGUGCCGAGCCAGGGAUCCACUCAGCAGCCCCUCCGUCUUAGAUUGUAAGUGAUCAGUUUCGGUAGAAUGGUUUUCCAUGAUUUUCUUCUUUAAUUGUUUUCUGUUCACUGACAGUUUCUUUCCAGGAGGACAGCCGUCGCGUUGAAGCUCUGGCUCUAUCGCCAUAGAGACUCUGAAUGUGGAGCUACCAUUAAUGAAUUUUUCAAAAAUUUGUGCCUCGAGAACCCCAAUCGUAGAGUCUUUGCCGCGGGCUAUUCCUGGGGAGCGAGACAGGCGAUAUUGCUGGCGGGCAGGAGCCGUUCUAUACUCAAUAGCGGCUUUAGAUAUGUCGACGCAGUUUAUGCUGCCUCUCCCUGUAAGCUGAUACUUUUCCAUGCUUCAUAAUCUUUCCCCCUCAUCACAACUUUCCGGUUAUCCAUGGCUCGGCUGAUUGACUUUGCUUGGUAUCAUCAGUGAAACUCACAUUUCCUGAGGAGCUUCACCCUGUCGGUAAACCAAUUUGUUUAGCCCUGGGAAGCGACGAUAAAUUCCUUUCCAAGAAUUCAAUAGAGGAGUUCAAGAACUGGAUCGGGCAGAAGGCCCCGCCCGGCAGUGAGAUUCACGUCUACCCAGGAGCCCCUCAUGGUAAGCUCGCACCGAUUCCCAAGCAAGGCGAUUACUGGGAAGCUAACCAUCGGCCCGGCGAUAAUGUCACAGACUUUGCCGUCCAGGAAAGGCCCGGCCAGAAUCAUAACAAAAGGGCGGCAAUGGAUCAGGCUGAGAGAUUUUUCAAUAAAAUUCUCGAUGAUCCUAAUUGA
Tuber aestivum (summer truffle) is the source of this 1499-nucleotide messenger RNA. Lineage: Eukaryota; Fungi; Ascomycota; Pezizomycetes; Pezizales; Tuberaceae. The record is from the annotation of a GenBank genome assembly.